Messenger RNA from Arachis stenosperma, 1681 nucleotides. Its product is annotated as 1-aminocyclopropane-1-carboxylate oxidase 2. The transcript has 2 exons. The record is from RefSeq and is a predicted model, not a curated record. Bases 88 to 1221 code for a protein of 377 amino acids. NCBI's taxonomy places the organism in Eukaryota, Viridiplantae, Streptophyta, Magnoliopsida, Fabales, Fabaceae.
ACUACGAACCCAAGAUUGAAGAAGCACGCCAAUCUAUUCAGUGUCGCACAUUUCACGCACUUUUUUGUGUUUUCUCUUUCUCACGUUAUGGCCUCUUCAGCUCACAAGCACCACCACCUCUUCCCCAACCUCCACGGAGGAGCCACCACAGCACCACCACCAACUCCCUCGGCUAACCAAACCUCCCUCCUUUCUACUUCCGACGCCGCCGACGCCCUUUCCCGCCUCCUCCACCGCCUCCCACCAAACCUCUCUCUCCCCACUAACCGCCGUUCCGCCACCACCUCAUCCUCCUCCUCCGCCGCCACCGCCACGUGUCCUCCCUCCAUAUCCCUCUCUGACAACAGCACGGACAUCCUUUCCUCCUUCUCCCAACUCGGCUUCGUGCAACUCACCGAUCACUCGGUCCCCUCCGAACUCGCCAACUCAGCCGAGUCGGAAUCGCUCGCUCUCUUCGACCUCCCUCAGGACCAGAAGGAAUCUUCCUUCCCCAAGAACUGGCCACUCGGAUACGAACCCGAAGAAGCAGACGAAGACGAAAACGACGAUGAACUCGGACUCGGACUCGGCGAGUCAUUCCGUCUUGACUCGUCCUGCUCCACCGAGUCAUCAACCCAGUUGAUUCUGUCAUCUCUCCGCGAGUUCUCACUCUCUCUUGAAAAACUGGGCCUGAAGAUCGUCGACGAGUUAAUGAAAGGUUUGGGCCUAGAAAACCCGAUCGGGAAUGACCCGACCCGGUGGUGUUCUAUAUUAUGGAUUUCAGAAGAUCGGCCUGGAAAUAGACCCGAAUAUUCGGGCGGGUUUUACCCGUAUGUGGUGGCCUUGCAGUACCAGAUCAGGCGAGAGAAGAAGUAUUCAUUGCUCUCGGAUUCGGGUUGGGUGCACGUGGUGCCGCACGUGGACUCCAUCCUAGUCACUCUUGGAGAUAUUGCUCAGGUGUGGAGCAAUGGGAAGUUGAAGAAAGUGAGAGGAAGAGCAAUGGGGGAAGCAAAAGAGUCACGUUGCAUCACAAUGUCAUUGCUCAUAACGCUUCCUACAGAGACCACUGUGGCUCCUCUUCUUUUUCUUGGCAACGAAGACCAAAAGGAAGAAGAAAAAGCAGAAAGCGAUGAAGAACAUGGGCGUGUGUUUCACUCUUUUGACUUUGAGGACUAUGCUUGGAGAGUCUACCAUGAACGCCUCCUUUUCAAAGACCCACUAGAUAGGUACCGUCUUAAUUAAAUUAAGCUGGAUUUUGGUUACUGUCCUGAAAUUGAGAUAUUAGAGACUAAUUAAAAUAUAUUUGGCUCAUCGCUUAAAGCCAAACUUAAUUACAGUAGCAAUAACAACAAUAAUAAAUCUCUUAAAAUAAAUAUGAAAAAACCAAUAAUUAGGUAACAAUGUCUCGCUAUCUCCAACAUUUCUAUUUCAGGCCAGAUACCAAAAACUAGCUAUAAGUUGGAGUUGUCUUUUCCCAUCUUAUAUAAUGAUUUUUUUGGUUCAAGUCCUAAAACAGGUGGUUUUUUUAUUUAUUUAUUUUUAAAGCAAUUUGUGUGCUUGUGUGAGGUAUGAGGGUUUUUACCUUUUUUAGUUUGCUUUGAAUUUUGGUUGGAUGGUGAAGGAAAAAGAAAACAGAAAUGAGAGGACUUGUUGUGAUGAGAUGUAUAUGUUCCAUUUAUUUAUUUAUUGGAUUUAUUUUGAA